AUGGAUACUGUUAAUCUGUACGAAAAAAUUGCAGUUGUAAAAAAAGCAGUAGAAUUAACAAGUAAAUUUCCUCCAAGAGAAAUUCAAUUAUUAUCAAUAUUAAUAUUGAUGAACCCAGAAGAAAAUAAAGGACGCCUUGCACAAAUCAAUACUGGUGAAGGUAAAACAACAAUUGUUGCAAUGUUAGCUACACUUAAAGCUCUUGAAGGACAUUGUGUCGAUGUUAUUACUAGUUCACCUGAGCUAGCUAAACCACAGUCAAUACAUCAAGAAAAUUUUUAUAAUUUAUUUAAUUUAACUGUUUCACAUAAUGGUACUGAUACAAUUGAUAUUAAAGAACGAUAUAAUGCGAAUAUUGUUUAUGGUGCAGCUAGUGAUUUUCAAGGUGAUAUUUUACGUGAUGAAUAUAGUAAAUUAGGUACAAGAAACGGUCGAAAAUGUGAUAUUGCAAUCGUCGAUGAAGUUGAUUCGAUGUUAAUUGAUGGUAAAAAUCAUAUUGUCAUGUUAUCAUCACCAAUGCCAGCAAUGGAUCAUUUAGAACCAUUGUUAGCAGCUAUUUGGAUACAAAUUCAACAAGUAGCUAAAUGUAUUCAAGAAAUUGACGGUCAAGAUUAUUAUAUUGAACACUCGGAUAUAUUUAAUGAUGAUGGUACAGUUAAAUCUGAUAUUAUAGAAGCUGCUUUUCCACUUGAAACUUCAAAAGAAGAAUUUAUUAAAAAAGCUACAGAAAAUCAUAUCAGAAAAUUAAUCCGAGAUGUUAAACACUUACCUGAUACAGAUAAAGAAAUUCCUGAAGAAUAUCCCGAAAUAAAAAUUCCUAAACAUUUAAGACAAUUAAUUGUUGAAAGUCAAUUAAUCAAAUGGAUCGAUAGUGCAAUUUAUGCUAGAUAUCAAUGUCAAAAUAAUCAACAUUAUGUUCUUCGAAAUGGAAAAAUAGCACCAGUUGAUGCAAGUAAUACAGGAAUCGUACAAGAAAAUAUGCACUGGAAUGAUGGCUUACAUCAAUUUUUACAAAUAAAACAUGGAGCAAAAAUAACUGCAGAAAGCUUAACAACAAAUUUUCUUUCAAAUGUCACUUACUUUCAAAAAUAUGGUUCAAAUAUCUAUGGUUUAACAGGAACACUAGGAAGUGAAAAAGCUCAAGAAUUAUUAAGUAAAAUUUAUCAUGUUGAUCAUGUUAUUAUUCCACCAUUUCGAAAAAAACAAUAUCAAGAAUUAACACCAAUCAUUCUUAAAAAUGAAAAUGAUUGGCAUGAAAAUAUUAUUGAAAGUUCAAUGAAUAAACUUAAUAAUGGACGAGGUGUUUUAAUUAUCACAAAAUAUAUCAAAGAAGUUGAUGAAAUUAAAAGUCGAUUAAAUAAAAUUGGAUAUGAUUCAUCAAAAAUUAAAACAUAUCGAACUGAAGAUGAAUCAAAUAGUAUUGAAGAAGAUAUGAAACCAGGUGAAAUUAUUAUUGCAACAAAUAUUGCUGGAAGAGGAACAGAUAUUCGCGCAAACAAAAUUGAACAAAAUGGUGGAUUACAUGUUUUAAUUACAUUUUUACCACCAAAUGAACGUGUUGAACAACAAAAUAUUGGUCGAACAGCAAGAACAGGAAAUAAAGGAACUGGUCAAUUUAUUUUAUUAGAAAAAGAUAAAGAUAAUUAUGAACAAUUAAAAGCUGUUCGAAAUAAAAGAGAAGAAGAUAGUAUACGUACCGCUGAAACAGAAAUUGAAAAAGUAACAAUUAAGGAUGCUAUUUUUAAAGAAUUUUGUAAUUUAUUAACAAGCAUUGCUGGAAAUCAUAUGACAACAGAUAUAACAACUAAAAUCAAAGCACGAGCAGUUGAAGAUCGAUUUAGUAUUUGGUUAAAAUUAAAUGAACAAACAAUAACAACAAACACAAAAGAAGAAAUGUUGAAAAAAUUUAAUUUAUUUCAACAAAAAAUUUUAAAUGAUAAAGAAAGAGAUACUUUAAUUGAAAAUGCAUAUUUUUACAUAUUAAUCGGUAAUGAAUAUUUAAACGAGAAAGAUAACGUUAAAAAUCAAGAUGCAAUUGAUCAAUAUACAAAAGCUAUUGAAUUAGAUGAACCUUUUCAAGCAAAUGCUUAUUAUAAUCGUGGUUAUGCACGCAUUGAUUUAUAUGGAAAAAAAUGUAAAAAAUAUAUAGAAGAAAUUGACAAAGCAAUUGAUGAUUUUAAACAAGCUAAAAGAAUUAUUGAAGAUAAUUUUGAACCAAUGCUACAUAUUAUUCAGCAAGCAUCAAAUUCUGAAGCUAUAUCUGAACAAAUCAUACAUAAAAUGGCAUUAUUUAAUGUACAAAAAAAUACUAUUGAAUUAGCUAUUGGGACUGAAAAUAGUACUGAUAUUGAAAUAGAAGAAUUAGAAAAACAAAAAAAUCUAAGAUCAGAAGAUAGAACACAAAUACAGGAACAAAUUAAUAAUUUAAAAGAUAAUAAACAAUUACGAGAAAAUGGAAUUAUUGGGCAGGCAAGAGCAAACAAGCAAAAUAUAGAAAUUGAACAUUUGGAAAUUGAAAAAGCAUUACCUGAAGAUCAAGAUAUUAAAUUAUAUAACACUGAAAUAAAUGAAUAUGAAAAUAAUGGAUUUCGAGGAUGUUUUAAAAUCAAAAAAAUCAAGCCUAUUGAUUGGUGGUCAGUUAUUAGUGUUGCUGCUCUUGGUAUAGCACAAUUAGUUAGUGGAGCAGCACUUGCUGUAUUUAGUCUUGGUGCUGGUGCUUCCAUUGGUAUGGGAUUAAUGUUUGAAGGUGUUAGUGAUCUUAUAACAGCAGUUAAAGAUGGUAUUAUUAAUCGAGAUUUUAGUUGGGCAACAUAUGGAAUACAAAAGGCAAUUAGUUUGACUGUAUCUCUUGUAUGUGCUGGAUUUGGUGCCAUAAAAAAUGCAGCAAAAACUGUCGUUGUCGGAGUGAAAAGUUUUGGUCAAGGAUUGACAACAACAACAGUAAAAACGGGAUGGAAAAUCGUAGCAAAAUCUAUUGGUAUUAGCUUAGCUAAAGGUGUAGGAGAAGAAUUAGCAAAAGAACUUAUUGGUUAUGGUGUAAAUAAAACUCUGAUACCUUUAAUUACAGAAGAAAUUAUGAAAAGAGUUGAAGAACCAAUACAAAAUGCAUUAUUAACAAAUAAUUGUGUAAAAACAAUGCUCGAAUUAGAUGCGAAAAAUCGAAAUAGCAAGUAUGAAAGUUUAAUUAAGAUUAAAGCUAUGGAAUUAUUAAACUCACGUGAACACCAAAGUGCAUUAAAAGCUAUCACUACUGGUAUAAUUAAGGGUAUAGCCAAGCGGAAAGUAUCAAGCUUCUCUGCAUUAUUAACAACUUAUGAAAUGGCAGCAACUCUACAUGAACUAGAAAGAUUUGUUCCCAAUUUUAUAAGCAAAUUAAAUGAACAGAUAGAAAAAAUUUAUAAAGAAGAAAAGAUUGAAGAAAUUAUAUCUCAACAUGAAUAUAAAUCACAACAAAAACAACAACAAUAUGAAGUAAACAAGCAAAGUACGAUUGAUAAUAAUAAGAAAAUCAAAACAAACAUAAAGGAAGAAAAUCAUCAGAAUGAUAUGUCGACUUUUACUAUGGAUAGAUCGGAUAAUGAUAUUGGUUCGAAAAAUGUUCAAGAAGAAGAACAAAUAAAAUUGAACAGAGAAAAUACAUCUCCAGAUGGAUUAUGCAGAAUAUUAGCAACAAAUGUAUCGGCACAUAUGUGCAAUAUUAUACAACAUAAAUUAAUUGCUCCUAUUACCCAUGUUGGUAUCCAUUUUGGUAUGACAAAAAUAACAGCAGAGUUGGAUAGAAAUCUACAAGAACAGAUUGGUCAUUAUCAGUCUGAGAAAAGAAUAGAAGUUUCGCAAGAUAUAGAUCAACAUUAUCGACUUUCAAGAAGCUAUAAACGAGGUUCAGAGAAUCCAGAAGCUUUAGCGAAGGCAGGUAAGAUGGUUGAGGACAUAAAAAACGAUGGAGAGGCUGGAUUACCACAUUUAGGAUCAUUGAGUGAUGCAGUAGGAAGACCAAUAAAAGUUUAUAAUAAAAAAGGAGAACUGAUGCGCAUUAUUGGUAAAAAGAAAGGUGGUGUCCCAGUAGAGAUACAGUAUCAUAAGCCUAACAAAGAUAAUCCAUCAGGACAUUGGACUUUACCAGGAGGCAAAGAACCUGUAGUAAAUAAUUCUGGAAAAAAUAAUUGUUUAUUUAACGUCAUUGCAGAACAAACAAAAAUAGAUUCGAAUCAAUUAAGAGCAGAUACUGCUAUUAGAAUGGAAAAUAGUAAAGCAAUACUUGCUAAUCAAGCUUUUGAUAUAAUGAGAUUAGAACAAUAUAAACAAAGUGCCUUGACAAUGGGCGGUGUUAAAUUACAGGGUCAAACUAUAUAUUUUGAUGAUGAAGAAAUUGAUCAGUUAAUUAAAUUAGCAGAGUCUGGAUUUAAUAAGCGAGAAGAAGCACCAAGAGAUUUAGAUAUUAUUCGUGCACAAGACGAUAAGGGAAAACAAGUUGUAAUUUCAAAACAUCAUGUAAUUCCAGAAUGCCAAGUAAGAGAAGAUUUUAAAGACCUUGUUAAGCAGUAUAGAAAUGAUAGAAAUGGUCUCAAAAGAGAAUUAAUAAAAUAUAUAAAUCACGAAAACAAUGCCAUUGCAAAAGAGAGAUUUAUUAAUGUUUUCAAAUUAAAAGACAGUUCUAAAGUCACCAAUAGACCAGAAUUAGUAGUAGCUGAAAUCCAAAACUCAGUAUCCUGGCAUGCAAAUAAUUUUAGAAUUGGGCCAGAAGGAGCGUUAAGGAAUGAUGAUCCUACAAAGCGUGAAACACCAUUUGGAAUUGAUUUUCCGGUAGCAGAUAAAGAUACAAAAGUCUGUUUGAAUCAAUACAUUAAACGAAAAACUGAUGGUCAAGUUGAUAUUUUAUGCACAUUAAAUAAACUUCCAAAUAAUGUAAACAAUUUUGCGUGGAAAUUAGGACGACAUGGAAAGUAUGAAGUUGAUCCUACUAAUAAAAUAGGAAAAACUUCUCAUUUUUAUAAAUCAAAAAGACCAGAAGAUUCAACAUUUAAUCCUUUCCGAUCUAAGUGA
Messenger RNA from Rotaria socialis, 5043 nucleotides. The record is from the annotation of a GenBank genome assembly. NCBI's taxonomy places the organism in Eukaryota, Metazoa, Rotifera, Eurotatoria, Philodinida, Philodinidae.